Molecule: messenger RNA, 3800 nt
Organism: Zerene cesonia (dogface butterfly)
Lineage: Eukaryota; Metazoa; Arthropoda; Insecta; Lepidoptera; Pieridae
Exons: 6
Coding region: 217-3504 (1095 amino acids)
Source: RefSeq, a predicted model, not a curated record
CACCUUUGGAAAGGGAACGAAAAUUGUUGUGUAGAACUGUCAGUUGUUUUAGCGCCCUGGUGCAGUUUGCGCGCGAAAAGCGAAAGGUUCGCCAUAGGAAAGAAGCGUGCGUUCAAAAACGUGUGUGAAGUUUUAAUUAUUUAUUUAAAUAAUUGUACGCUCGUGUUAUUUUUUUAUUUGUACUAAGUGAUAAGAACAACAGCUGUAGCCCGUGUCAUGUGGCUCGGUGUGUUGAUUACGCUUAGUAUAUGGAACUACGCGCACACACAUCAGGGGAACCCAAUUCAAAAUGGCGCGCAUUGGGGCUGGGAUAUGCGGACGAGUGGGCCGCAAACCGUGGGACAUUAUUACGUCAAAUUGCCUGAGUCAGACCAGCAUGUAAGGUAUAUAGCAGACGGCAGCGGGUACCACGGCGCAGUUAGUGUGUCGACUAAUGGACACCAACACUCGCAUUCGUCAAAUUUCGCUUUGGGCCAGAGAGCUAUUGAUUUGGAUAGACAGAUACCUUCCCAAGCAUACAGUUCCAAGAUCCCCAACGAAACACAAGAAACAAGUGCUACAUCGGACCUCAGAGCUCAGAAUCCACUCGAGAUAUUUCUUCUCCAAACUCAAUUUCCAGCCCCGAGCCUACAAUCCAAUCAAGUUUUCCAAUUAAUUCCAGAACAACUGCAGAAUGUACAAUAUCCGAAUUUCUUCUACAACGAACUACCCAAAUCGGAAAUCUUCAAUUUCCGCGUGGAACACAAUUCGAAUGAUAAUGUUCCAAAUACAAAUUAUCAAAUAAACGAAAAUAGAAAUACGGAAAAUACCAAAUUCAAUACAGAAUCGAACAAACAAAAUAUCGAAGUAGUACAAGUAUUUAAAAACCACAAUUGCACGAACAACGAUGAAACAAGUAAUAAUAAAGUACACGAAUCCAACGAUUACUUCGAAUUUCCCAACAAUCACCUCAAUACAGGACUUGGAGACUUUGGUGCUAAGGAAAAAACGCCUUUAUCCUAUCGCGGUACGGUUCACUUUCAAGUGGAUCCGCCAACAACAAAUGAAAGAAACGAAAGAUUAAUUUAUUCAACUCUAUCCGACUCAACAACAUCAAGACCAGUGACAUUUACUGAGGAGGAAGGAAUAUCUCGCUUAGUCGCUUCUACACAAGACUUAAUAUCGAACGAAGACCUUUUGAAAAUAAAUCAUGCUGUGGAAAGAUCAGUGUAUUCGUUAAAUGAUGAUUUAAUUAAGCCCCGUCAAAGAUACAGUGCUCGCUCACAAGGUUACUUCGAUUCCAAAAGAAUCACACCACACAAUCUACAUUCGGUUUCCACAAAGUUCGGAAAUAUCGUUAAUACAAAGACACAACACGAUAAUAACGUACAACAAAAUCAUAUAAUCGAUGAAUAUAAAUUCAAUUCUCCAAUCAUUGUGGAGGAGUCGAACAACGAAAGUUUCAAAGACAAAGCUAUUAAUAAUUUUAUUUCCACAAUGGUACCGUAUAUCGAAAACGGAUAUGAAUUAGUCGCUGUGAAAAACAGUUUAGAUGAAAAUAACUCCAAUAAUAACGAAGAAAAUCUGGUCAAUAUAACUCCACGGCCAAUCAGCCAGAACUAUUUAACACCGAUAACAGUAGCUCUGCGACUUCUUAAUAACGAUACAAGUGAUCAUCAGGAAGACCACGAAAUUUCGGAAAGUGAAAACGUACCCAAAACUGUUAUUCCUAAGAAAGAGCGAACUAUUAUAGAAAUACAACAAUCGAUUCCCUUGGAAAUAACACAUAUAAAUGACGUAGAAUAUCACGAAUAUAUGGAAGACGGCAGAAUUAAUAACAGACGACCCCCAAACUAUGCAAAGGCAUUAUACGAACAGUAUAUGCAAUCGAUCCAAGCAAACGAUGACAGAAAUCAGCCUGAUCAACAAAAUAAACACAACUCUCAAGGAAAUAACGCGCAAUCUAACGAUAACGACGGAGCUGGUAAUGCAUAUACUGAAGUUAUUGUAAAACCAAAUGACGCAAACCUGAGAAACUCGUACGAAUCUCAUCAAAAUUACAAGAACAACGAUAAAGUGCUACAACCAAUUAUCAUAGAAAAGGAGGUUCCAGUAACAAAAUACGUCGACAGAUAUAUAGAGAAGAAAGUGCCUUAUCCAGAACCAGUGGAAGUGGUCAAGCAAGUGCCGGUCGAUCGACCCGUGCCGUAUCCAGUGCGAUACGAUACAAUCGUGGAAAAACCCGUAGAAGUUACUAGAUACGUCGACAAACCGUACCCCGUUGAAGUGUUAAAGCCGUAUCCAGUAGAAGUACGCGUACCGUAUCCAGUAGAACACAAGGUUUAUGUAGAUAGACCAGUUCAUGUGCCCUACGCGGUGGAAAAGGUUGUUGAAAAAAACGUUAUACACCCAAUAGCUGUUCCCACUCCCAUAGCUGUCCCAGUUCCAGUCGAACAUAAAGUCCUCUACCCGAUCCCUGUCGAAAAACACAUUCACAUACCAGUGCCAGUGGAAAAACCUGUCGAGAAAAUCGUUCACAAAGAAGUCCCUGUGCCCUACCCGGUCGAAAAGAAAGUGCCCUACCCUGUGCCUCAGGAAGUCCAAGUGCCCGUACCUUACCCAGUGGAAAGGCGGAUUCCGGUUCCGGUAGAAAAAAUUGUGGAAAAACCAGUCACAAAGAUAGUCGAGAGACACAUUAAGGUCCCAGUGCCUCACCCCGUGCCGUACCAAGUGCACGUGCCGAAACCGUACCCAGUGGACAGAAUAGUCGAGAAGAAAGUACCCUAUCCAGUCCACAUUGACCACAUUGUGGAGAAAAAAGUACCUGUCCAAGUGCCCUAUCCAGUUAAAACUGUAGUCGAGAAAAUUGUGGAAAAACCAGUCAUCGUCACGAAGUAUGUUGACAAACCAUACCCUGUUGAAAAAAGGGUCCCCUAUCCCGUAGAAGUUCCGGUGGAAGUGAAAGUGCCAUAUCAAGCAGAAAAAGUGCAAAAACCGGAUGUACCUUAUCAAUUUGAGAAGAUAGAUCCGACGAUAUAUUUCGGAUACGGGAACGGCGGGUACACGCAGAACGGAGCGCAUUAUAUAAACUACAUUCCCCUGCACAAAGUGUCCACGCUGCAACAAACAAAUCAAAAUUACCAAACGCAGCAACAGGCGGAAUCGCAGAGAAAUUAUCAAAUACAAAAAGCCAGCGACGAGUACUUGAAGAGUUUGAACAAAAUGCCAGUUUAUACAACAUUGUGGGGCAACCAAUACGCUUCUUCAUACACAUACUUAAACGCUUCGAAUACUAAAAAUCUACCAACAAAUGGUAUUACAAAUGAUCAGAAAUAUGUCGGGCCUCCGCCGAUGAAAGAAUACAAUUUCACUUGGGAAAGAAAUCAGGAUUUCGAUAGGCAAAGACGGACGGACAGGGUUCCUAAGAUGACCAAUUUGAGAAUAGAGUAUGGCGGUUUCAAACCACCUCUAGUACCUAGCACAGAAGUCGAUUUAGAUGGAAACCCGAUAAAUAAGAAGCAGUAAUUAAAAUUUUAAUAAGCGAUUCGCAUUUAACUUAAAUCUUAUAAAGAACUGUUUUUUUAUCGCCAAGUUAAGUGAUUAUUUUAAAGUAUCGCCAAUACUUAUAACACUUCGACUUUUAAAAGCUUUAAUAUAUUAUUAUUUCUAGUAAGUAAUUAGUAGAUAAGUGUAUAACUUAUUUCAAAAUAUUGUACUUUAAGAGAAUACAAACGUGUAUAACAAACUAGAUUUUAAGUUAUCGUAAUGACUUUAUAAUGCUCAAAUAUUAUGUUGUUGAAAAUAAAAUGACAAAAUAAAUA